CCUCACUAUGAACAUGUUCUCUAGCGACAUACACGCGACGAACAUGGUUUUUCGGAGAUUGAGCCAGUUUUGCCAUACGCCAAUGUGCCGUGAUAGCUAUUGGUACCCUAGCCAUUCGGUACAAUCAUUUACGACCAGUCCAUCGAUGAUGCCUACCCGUAAUGUACUGUACUACUCAAAUUAAACGGGCUCAUCCAAAAUUACAUUUCUAACUUACCCUUCGUUUGAGGUGCAAUAUUACAUUGAAGGUAGUACCUACAACUGAACGAACCUAAUACCUAUACCCAUUUUAGGAUACGGAUAUCAUCAUGUACCUAUACUUCUUCAACCUUACAUGAUGCUUUGUCCUAGUAAGUACCACGUACUUUUUCUACUGGUGUGAUAUUCUAAGCUUUUCCGCGAUCCUCUAAGACUUUCCUUCUGAACAAUUCUUGUCUGUUCACUAGUGGUGGGUGCUCCGAAUCGGACCUACCCGAUUCCGAUUCCGUGUUGGGAAUCAAUUCCGGAGCCGAUUCCGAUGCUGGAAUCGAUUCCGAUUCCGGAGCCGAUUCCGAUUCCGGAGGCGAUUCCGGAACCGAUUCCUAUUCCGGAGCCGAUUCCGGAAUCAUCUUUGGAGCCGAUUCCGGAGUCGAUUCCGAUUCCGGAGCCGAUUCCGGAAUCGAUUCCGGAAACUGAUUCCGGACCUACUAUCCGGAAUCGAUUCCAGAAAACUGCGGAGCUAGCCGGAAUCGAUUCCGACAAAAACUUCAUUUUUCCCAUCACUACUGUUCACUCACCUUAAGCUCGCGCCGCAAUCCUGCUUUAGCUGCUAUCAUCAUGACGUUCAAGAGAAAGAGGCGAAAUAACUUCUUACGAGCCAAAACUUAUGUCUAACAUAUCAUCAACAACAUGUCCAGAAGCGUGUGAGUUGUUGAAGGAGACACACGUGCCUAGCCAGUGAAGUAUCCUGCUGAGAGCAAAGGAAAGGAAAUUGUUAAGAACUUUGGGCAACCAUCAUCCAAAUUCCUCUUGCGAUCAGUUCGGAAAACAAAAAGUAUUUUUUCUAUCGAGUGGUGAAAAAUGAGCAACGAUGCCGGGGCCACCGGCCACCUCAGCUGGUCUCUCCCCGCACCCUGGGAGGGAGCAAAGGGGGAGAACGCUGCCAGCAUUCAUGGAUCCCAACAACGAGCAUGGAGAGAAGCGGUACCUGAUCAUGCGCACAGCAGACGGAUCUCCACUUCCGACCAAUCCCUGGAUCUUGAGCGAAACGGUAAAGCGCAUCCAAGGUAAGGUAGUAAACGGUAGGCUGAUCAGCCCCUCAACCUAUUUAAUAGAAACCCGAUCCGAACACACCUACACUAACCUCCAAACGGUCACAAAACUGCUGAACAAUGUGGCGGUCGUUGUCGAGCCGCAUCCCACGUACAACAAUGUGAAAUUCGUGUUCACGUGUGGCUCGAUAGCCUCGCUCACCGUGGACGAAAUAAAGGCCCAUCUCGAGGAAGAUAAUGUCACUGACGUAUAUCGGUUCACGCGCAAAUCGUAUGGCAAAUCGGUGCCCACGAAUUCAUAUGUAGUGACAAUGCAGGCAGUGAAAAUACCUGAAUACAUCUACAUCGGCAUGGAGCGCAUCAAGACUCGCGUUUACUAUCCACGUCCAAUGCGCUGCAACACGUGCUUGCAGUUUGGCCACACCAAAAACAAUUGCAAAAAUGGCGAAACCUGCGCAACGUGUGGCGAAAAAACCCAUGGUCCGUGCACACUGCCGGCAAAGUGCACAAACUGCGGUGGAGCACACAGUGCUUUCGACACCAACUGCCCCAAGUACAAACAAGAAGCUCAGUUGAUAAAACUGAAAAUCGACCACAACUGCUCCUACCGUGAAGCCAAGCAGAUGAUCGACAGUUCCUCUGGACCAAAACAAACGCUAGCUAGCACGGUGCAGCAGCGUAUAAACGUAGCGCAAGCCGUCGAUCCGAAAGAUCAAAUUAUAAUCAGCCUCACGCAAACGAUUGAAAAUCUGAACAAGCAGAUCGCGCGACUAAACACUCGCAUCGACGAACUGCAUCAAAGCAGCAGCUCUGAACAGCAAACUGAUACAGAUACGGAAACCGACUACACCAUCACAAGCAUACCAACCACCGGCUCCACCUUAACCUCAAAACACCAACUCUCCCUUUCAUCUUCUUCCUCCUCCUCCUCCGAAGAGGGUGAAGCUGUCAAAAUACCAGCAACAAAGAAAUCAAAACUCACCUCGAAAUAAAUUUUUUUUUACUGA
Molecule: messenger RNA, 2257 nt
Organism: Anopheles coluzzii
Lineage: Eukaryota; Metazoa; Arthropoda; Insecta; Diptera; Culicidae
Exons: 2
Coding region: 1070-2242 (390 amino acids)
Source: RefSeq, a predicted model, not a curated record